GAAGGUCAUUAACAGAUUCGGUUAAUGAAUGCUGCAAUAACUGCUAAAUAUUUCACUUUAGUUUGUAUUUCUUAAAUUCUCUGCUUAAGGUCUUUUCUGCUUGCAUGACAAUAACGUCUACGUGCCUGGCGACUUUUGGUCAAGCGGAAACUACCGAUACUCUUGUUCCUCUUCUGCCAGUCUCGAAAUCACAGGAUGCGUAUUACCUAGUGAAGACGGCCUUGCAGUGGGUGAAGAAUUCACUGAAGGCAACUAUACUUACAAGUGCACGAAUGACACUGGCGUUGUAAAGUUUGUAUCAGAAAAAUGCAAACAGCCGAACUGCGCCAAGGAAGCAGAAGUGAUUACGAUUGGACAACGUCCCCUGGCGGAGCUUGGGAUAUCGAAAUCGAGUGAAAGCCUAUUUAUUUACUGUCGUUUUCACAAUGACGUGAAAUUGGCCGGUGAAAUCUGGGAUAAAAACAACGUACGCUACCGCUGUCAGGAAACUGGCAUCGCUGAACCUAUAGGAUGUAUAACUUACCAAAAAUUGGGUUUGGGCAUCAAUGAUUCGUUCGUUAUGGACCAUAUGCUGCACACUUGUGUACAGAAGUACGGUCAUGUCGUGUACAAGUCUACGGCGUGCAGUGCAGAAACGCCGUGCACUAGCGAAGAGGCACAAAGUACUUUGAGCGACCAAGGAUUAACUUCCUCUGAAGAACACGCUCAGGGUUGCAUCACAGACGAAGGCUAUGAAAUGAGCAUAGGCGAAGUGAAAGUGAUCUGCCAUGUCAAGCACAGCUGUCUGAAAUCAGAAUACGGACUCAUAUAUCUAAGGCAACCUUGCGGCGAAAUAACGGACUGUUCGGACUUCGAAUCCCACGAAAUAUUUGAUGAAUUUGAAAAUUUGCUUUAA
Messenger RNA from Soboliphyme baturini, 895 nucleotides. The record is from the annotation of a GenBank genome assembly. NCBI's taxonomy places the organism in Eukaryota, Metazoa, Nematoda, Enoplea, Dioctophymatida, Soboliphymatidae.